Molecule: messenger RNA, 2664 nt
Organism: Colletotrichum higginsianum IMI 349063
Lineage: Eukaryota; Fungi; Ascomycota; Sordariomycetes; Glomerellales; Glomerellaceae
Product: Hydrolase
Exons: 1
Coding region: 1-2664 (887 amino acids)
Source: RefSeq, a predicted model, not a curated record
AUGGAUAACACCAGCUACGACCCAACCUCUAUCCCCCCUAUCCCCCACCGGUACCGAAACCUACAAACCCCUGAGCCUCACCCGCGUCGCCGCUCUCUUCCACCACCAUCGCGCCGCGCCGCCGAUACCGUUCCCAGUUCGCCCGAGGUCAUUUCGUCCCUAAUCACCAGCCUCUCGGUGAUAUCCACGCCAGCCGACAACCACUUUGAGCGCAGCCAGCCGAGCUUGUCCCUGCCCGUAUCCCCUCGCCAAGGUAGCUUUGGAGUCGACUACGGCGCCUUCCAUCAACCCUCGCUCGAGAACCUCCGCGGCGACAACAACGUUCCCCUAGACGAAGUCGCCGCUGCCGCCCCUGUUAUCCGGACCGCCAAACCCCCUUCUGGCUUGUCGCCCCUAACCGCUCCCAAAUCUCCCGCCCGCGACGCUUCCGGUGGCCUCAAGUCUCUGCUACGAAGUUCCUCGAGACCCUCUUCCAAAGGCUCACUUGGUUCGCGGGACGAUGCGCAGAGCAUAGGCAAUCUUUCGAUAGAACGUGGUUCUGCGCCGACCCCGGAACUUAGGCGUCAAAGCUCCUUCGACAGCUGGGGCAAGAAGCAAGGCAGAAGCCAUAGGGGCUUGAUGUAUAUGAGUUCCAAGGAGCGACUGCGAGAAAAGGAAGAAAAGAAGCGUGCAAGCAUCGGCGAUCGUAGUUCCAGCAGCUUCACGGGAGCCUCCCUCCGUCCAGAUCCUUUUCUCGCCGAGACGCCCAUUAGCGAAGAGCCCGCCCACAGCCCGGAAUCGCCCACGCGGGAAAGCCCCCGUAAACUCGAAAUGGCGAGCCCGAGCCUGGAUCCAGCGGCCAGCCCGAGACCGAUCCCCGCCAGGGAUUCAUCACUCUUCAAAACGGGAGCCAAUGCCAAGAGGACGUCGACAAGGUCCUCGAGAUCCAAGAGAGAGAGUGGGAACGGCAACAACGACAUUAUAUUUGAGGGAGAGGAGCAGAUACCCUUGGGUGAGGUACCGCGGCGGAAGCACUUGUCUCGCCACGCUUCCGAAAACGAUUUGGCCAGGGUCUCGGCCGACACAUCCGUCCGGUCUUUCAGCCGCCCAUUGUUUCAAUCCAGACACACCGAAGACUUCCGGACACGUGGGCCGUUGGUUGAAGAGGAUGUCGAAGACAGCGCGCCGUUCCCCGCUGUCGCUCAGGGCCGGCGUCGUGAGGAGCAGAUCGCCGACAGGAACCGACGGAAACCAGGACGUGAUACGCCCGAAGCAGGUGAAGCCAUCAAGAUGAAACGCAGCAGCUCCAGGCUCAAGCGGCUUUCGCAGCCGUUGAGCCCCAAAGGAGAGGAGUCGGCCAGUUCGCGCAAUUCUGCUGCGUCACCGGAUCAUCGCAACAGCAUGCCCGCCGGCUAUGAGCGCCCUCGCAGUGCAGACUCCAUCGACGAUGCCGUCGAGUCGUAUCUGUGCUCACCUCGAUUAUCGCAAAAGAUUCGACAUCCGCAGACCGGCCGAGUGAUUUCCUUCUCCGAGGUGGGAGACGCGGAUGGCUCUGCCGUAUUCUGCUGUGUGGGUAUGGGGUUGACGAGAUACAUCACGGGCUUUUACGACGAGCUCGCGUUGACGCUCAAGCUACGUCUCAUCACCCCCGACAGACCCGGCGUGGGUGACAGCGAAUCGUACGCUGAUGGCACCGCGACGCCGCUCAGCUGGCCCGACGACGUUUACGCCAUUUGCCAAGCUCUGAAGAUUACCAAGUUUUCGAUUCUUGCACACUCCGCCGGCGCCAUCUACGCGCUGGCGACUGCUCUCCGAAUGCCUCAGCACAUCCGUGGAAAGAUCCACUUGCUUGCGCCGUGGAUUCCGCCUUCGCAGAUGAACGUCUUUGGCACGUCGCAGGCGCUUCCUCCGACCAACGCGAUUCCGACUUCGCAACGUAUUCUGCGAGCGCUCCCGGCGACGUUUUUGAAAGCUGCCAACAGCUCUUUUAUGUCGGCGACGAGUAGCUCAAUCACCAGCUCGCUGCCGAAGAAUCCUAGGCGAAGCAAGCGCAAAUCCACUGUCACUACUGGCCGGGACACCCCAGCGACGCACGGGAGCAAGCGAGACACCACACCCCACCUCGACAAGGAAAACCUCGGCUUGUACGACCAAACCAGCGCAGGCGACGACCUAUCGGGAAGACCUGCGCAGACAGCCAUGGAGAACAUGGAUAGGAUAAGGCCGACGGGCACAGCCUCGGCGCAGGGUCACUAUGAUGCCGAUGCGCAUGCCAUGGCCGCGGCAUCGGAUGCAUUGAUGGACAAGGAGCGCCAGACAAUUUACGACACUCGACUGACGCACGCCAUCUGGGAGCUGGCGACAACUGGCGCCAACCCUGCCGUCGACUUGUUGGUCUGCCUGGAGCGCAGACACACCAUCGGUUUCCGAUACGUGGACAUCACACGGCCCGUCGUGAUCCACCACGGCAGCCGUGACACCCGGGUGCCGGUCGACAAUGUCAAGUGGCUCGGCAAGACGAUGAAGCGAUGCGAAGUCCGCGUUCUCGAGGGCGAAGGCCAUGGCCUGAUGGCCAGCGCGGGUGUCAUGGGCGCCGUCCUCAUGGAAAUUAGCAAAGAAUGGGACGACUGGCUGCGUGCCACGUCCAAGAAGGACGACCGCGGUCGGAGAACCGGUACGCGAUAG